AUGGAACAAAUAGAACCUCAGGAUAGAGCUCCAUCCGCUGUGAUUGACAUGAGCACGGGUGAGUCACUAAAGACACUAGGAAUUGCAUGGAAUACGUCAGAUGACACCUUCCGCUUCCCAACGGUGAAGACUUUGAUUGACUUGGAGGAUCCUGAAACAAAACGGAGUCUCUUAAGUAUCGCAUCAAAAAUAUUUGAUCCCAUGGGAAUGCUAUCACCUUAUGUCAUCAGAGCAAAGUUGCUUUUCCAAGAGUUAUGGCAGAAGGGUUUAGGCUGGGAUGAUACAUUGGAUGAGACAACAGCACAGAAAUGGCGCAUAUGGAAAGGAGAGCUAAAGGAGUUGGAUCAAUUGGAGAUUCCCCGAUGUUUACCCCUGGGACUAGGAGAAAUCUCAAGCAUUGAACUUCAUGGAUUUGGAGACGCAUCAGAGAAGGCGUACGGAGCAGCGGUAUACAUCAGAGUGGUAGACCAGAAUGGGUACACCGCAGCAAGAUUGGUGAUGUCAAAGUCAAAAGUAGCGCCAGUGAAGAAAGUGUCACUACCUAGACUUGAACUUCUAGCAGCUGUAGUAAAUACAAGAUUAGUUAAGUUCGUCAAGGAGUCACUAUCAAGAAACAUAGACAGAGUUACAAUGUGGACAGACAGUACAGUAACACUUGCUUGGAUACGCAAGCCUAGUCAUAUCUGGAAGACGUUUGUAGCUAAUAGAGUGGAGGAAAUCCAAACGACUUGGGAACCUGAGUUAUGGAGACACUGUCCAGGAGAAGAUAAUCCUAGCGAUUUGCUGACUCGUGGAUUGCCAGCAGAAGACUUAGUCAAUCGUGAGGAAUGGUGGAGUGGACCUCAGUGGUUACCAUUGUCGACAGAUAUGUGGCCCAAGGGAAAGUUGUCAGAUGAGUCGAGUGAAGAUCUAGAGGAGAAGAAGGCAACAACGAGGUCCAAUGUGGCCAUCGUUGAGGAGCCUCCCAAGGAUGCGCCAAUAGAUGCUAGCAGAUAUGGUUCAUGGAACAAGCUUACCCGAGUGACAGCGAGAGUCUUUUGGGUCAUACAAAAGUGGAGGGGGAGAAUCCAGGAUGAUGAAAAUACAGCUGGAAAGAUACCAACACUCAACGUUGAAGAUAUCAGAAAGGCAGAGUUCUACUGGUAUCGCCACAUUCAGAGGAGCACAUAUAAAGACGAAAUCCAGACAUUGGAGAACAGAGGUGUUCUUAGGAAGAGUCGCAUCCUUAAAUUGGAUCCCAAAUUUGACGAGGUCAACAAAGUGCUCAGACUGUAG
This is a messenger RNA of Lineus longissimus, 1275 nucleotides long. RefSeq lists its product as uncharacterized. Bases 1 to 1275 code for a protein of 424 amino acids. The transcript has a single exon. Lineage: Eukaryota; Metazoa; Nemertea; Pilidiophora; Heteronemertea; Lineidae. The record is from RefSeq and is a predicted model, not a curated record.